Messenger RNA from Pipistrellus kuhlii (Kuhl's pipistrelle), 1029 nucleotides. RefSeq names its product EMG1 N1-specific pseudouridine methyltransferase (gene EMG1). The coding region runs from base 134 to 868 and encodes 244 amino acids. Gene Ontology annotation, cellular component: nucleolus; small-subunit processome. Gene Ontology annotation, molecular function: rRNA binding; rRNA (pseudouridine) methyltransferase activity. The transcript has 6 exons. Gene Ontology annotation, biological process: rRNA base methylation. The record is from RefSeq and is a predicted model, not a curated record. Lineage: Eukaryota; Metazoa; Chordata; Mammalia; Chiroptera; Vespertilionidae.
GGAGACUCCGGUAGUGCCAGGCCGCUGGCCAUCGCCAUUUCCAAGCGCCUGCUUUUAAAAUGGUAGCCGGAAGGAAGUUUGCGAUUCUGGAAGAGCAAGGGGAUAGUAACGCAACUUCCGGCCGGGUUGCAAGAUGGCUGCACCCAGCGGCGGCUUCCAGCCUCGUGAGCGCCGCGAUGGGGACCAGGACCAGGACUGGGAGGUUGUGGCGCCCAAGCGGCCCCGACUUGGGGCGGGAAGCAGGAUGGGAGGCCGCAGGCUGAUAGUGGUGCUGGAAGGGGCCAGUCUGGAGACAGUCAAGGCGGGGAAGACCUAUGAACUGCUAAACUGUGACAAGCACAAGUCUAUGCUGUUGAAGAAUGGACGGGACCCGGGGGAAGUGAGACCAGACAUAGCUCACCAGAGUUUACUGAUGCUGAUGGACAGUCCUCUGAACCGAGCUGGCUUGCUGCAGGUUUAUAUCCAUACACAGAAGAAUGUGCUGAUUGAAGUGAACCCCCAGACUCGAAUUCCCAGAACCUUUGACCGCUUUUGUGGCCUCAUGGUUCAGCUUUUACACAAACUCAGUGUCCGAGCAGCUGAUGGCCCCCAGAAGCUCUUGAAGGUCAUUAAAAAUCCAGUGUCAGAUCACUUCCCAGUUGGAUGUAUGAAAAUUGGCACUUCUUUUUCCAUCCCAGUCGUCAGUGAUGUGCGAGAGUUGGUCCCUAGCAGCGACCCUAUUGUUUUUGUGGUGGGGGCCUUUGCCCAUGGCAAGCUCAAUGUGGAGUAUACAGAGAAGAUGGUGUCCAUCAGCAACUACCCCCUUUCUGCUGCUCUAACCUGCGCAAAACUUACCACAGCCUUUGAGGAAGUAUGGAGGGUCAUUUGACAGUAGGACGUUGCUCUGAAACAGACUGUUGACAUUGCAUCCUUGACUCUUCUAACUCCCUGUUGGAUGAUGACCUUCCUGAACCAAGAUUGGGGUUAGUGGAAGCCAAGGCUGAAUGUACAUUUGCUAUUUGUUUAUCUUAUAAACACUGUUCUUGCAAA